Messenger RNA from Brachypodium distachyon (stiff brome), 1445 nucleotides. Its product is annotated as tetraketide alpha-pyrone reductase 1-like. The record is from RefSeq and is a predicted model, not a curated record. The transcript has 7 exons. NCBI's taxonomy places the organism in Eukaryota, Viridiplantae, Streptophyta, Magnoliopsida, Poales, Poaceae. The coding region runs from base 165 to 1154 and encodes 329 amino acids. Gene Ontology annotation, molecular function: oxidoreductase activity, acting on the CH-OH group of donors, NAD or NADP as acceptor.
GGUCUUCUAAGGUGAUGAACUUUUGCAAUGUACUAGUUUGAUCAAGCGCUGGAGCGUGGAAGCUGUGAACCUCCCAAGCUGUUGUGAAGUCUACCCUACUCUCUACCUGCCGAACAGAAUCACCAAAAGGGGGUGACAUACCAGAGCACUUCCAGCUUGAGAGAAUGUCGAACACUUCCAAGUGCAAGGUUUGUGUCACCGGGGCCUCUGGCUUUGUUGCCUCUUGGCUUGUCAAACGACUUCUCGAGUCUGGGUAUCAUGUUCUGGGGACAGUCAGAGACCCAGGCAAUCACAAGAAGGUAGCACACCUCUGGAACUUAGCAGGUGCCAAGGAAAGACUGGAGCUUGUGAGAGCUGACCUCUUGGAAGAAGGGAGCUUUGAUGAUGCUGUGAUGGCCUGUGAGGGUGUCUUCCACACUGCAUCACCUAUCAUCACCAAAUCUGAUUCCAAGGAAGAAAUGCUCAAUUCAGCAGUAAACGGCACUCUGAACGUGCUGAGAUCCUGCAAGAAGAAUCCACUGCUCAAAAGGGUUGUUCUCACAUCUUCAUCGUCAACUGUGAGGCUGAGGGAUGAAUCGGAAUUCCCCCCUAACGUGUCGCUGGAUGAAACAUCAUGGAGCUCUGUGGAGUUCUGCGAAAGUAUCCAGGUAUGGUACGGCGUCGCCAAGAUCCUGGCUGAAAAAUCAGCCUGGGAGUUUGCCAAGGAAAACAACAUCGACCUUGUGGCCGUUCUUCCAACCUUUGUUGUUGGACCUAAUCUAUCCCCUGAAUUAGGUCCCACUACUAAAGAUGUCCUUGGCUUAUUUAAAGGAGAGACAGAGAAGUUCACCAUGUUUGGGAGGAUGGGGUACGUACACAUCGACGACGUCGCGAGCUGCCACAUCCUGGUGUACGAAACCGCCGGUGCCAGAGGAAGGUACAUAUGCAACUCGGCGGUCCUGGACAACAACGAGCUGGUCGCCUUGCUCGCAAAGCGAUACCCAUCGUUUCCCAUCCCAAAGAGUUUACCAAACAUUUACGGGGAUCAGUCAUAUGGUUACAACACGUCCAAGAUCCGGGAGCUGGGACUGGAGUUCAAAGGAGUCGAGGAAAUGUUUGAUGCCUCGGUGGAGUCGCUCAAAGCUCAUGGCCAUCUGCUUGAAAGGACGCCAUGAUACGAUGAACAGGUCAAUCCCAUCCCUGGAGGAAGACAAUGAUGCCGCAGAGUCUAGAAGCAUUUCGAUCAGUGACAUGAGAAAUAUGUAUUCUCUUGCCCUUUUUUUGUUUUUGCAUUCUCUUGCAUACGUGCAGAACUAUGACUGUCUGCAUCAGCACUCAACAAGUAGUACAUGAAGCUAUGUAGCCACAUGAAGCAAACAGGAAAAGGAACCAAGUGUAUUCCAUCUUGCAUCUUCUCACGGUUAGAAUCAAAACACAAACUUGUUAAUUAGGCUUCCAGAUUACAA